Messenger RNA from Pelobates cultripes (western spadefoot toad), 19814 nucleotides. The record is from the annotation of a GenBank genome assembly. NCBI's taxonomy places the organism in Eukaryota, Metazoa, Chordata, Amphibia, Anura, Pelobatidae.
CUCACGUGUGCUUCCUAGGACAGAUCUCCCUGUUACACUAAUAGGCUCCAUUCAUUGGUAAGAUCUUCCGUCUGGAUUUGUGUACUUUAACCUUUUCGCUGCCAGGACUAUGUAGAUUGCGCUGGGUUGUCUCAGACAGUGUUUAUUUUUUUUAUUUUUAUUUUUUUACUGUGUGCAAUAAUAAACUAAACCACUGAGGGCUUAUCUUUGGAACUCCAGUUGGUUUAUAGUACAUUUCCCAAUAUUCCAGUCCAACUAUUUAUAGUCCGAAAAUCCUUUCAGUAAAUGGAUUAUUAUGUAGCCAGUAAAAAAAAAGUUCGGUUAACUAUGGACAGGUCAACUUUAACUCCUUAAGGACCAAACUUCUGGAAUAAAAGGGAAUCGUCAUAUGUCCUUAAGGGGUUAAACUUCAUCACCAGGGGUCAAAUUCAGUUUGUCAUUAGGCACAAUAACAAACAACUUUAAUGUAUAUCUGGUCUUCAGGGUAAUAAACUAUGCUACUAAAAUUCAGCUGGCUUAUGAAUAUUUCCAGAAUUCCAAGUAGGGGCUGUUGUAUACUACAAAAGACAAUUAAAUAAAUGCUUCCUUGUCGUAAAACAGUUCAUUAUUAAUAUUAUUAUAUCACUAUUUAUAAAGCACCAACGAAUUCCACAACAUUGGAAUACAGUUUAAAAAUAGUAAACAAUAUGAAGACUGAUGCUCAGUGUGGAAAAUCAGUGCUGCCAAACUGCUUACAAGAAAAUUUGUAAAUAAAAUUAAAAAAACAAUCAUAAUUAAAUUGUCAUGGUACCUUCAGGCCUCUGGCACAUUCUUACCUUCAAGUGUUAAACAGUUCUCAUACUAAAAAGGAGCCCCCAUGUUCCUGUUAUGGUGCUCUUCUUCUCAUAUUAUGUGUGUACUAAUGCAAAAGCAUUUGCACAAUCUGCGAGGAGGUGGCAGUGAUUGGCUAAGAUCACCAAACUGGCUCCCUCUGCUUAUCACUGGCUGCUCAGCACUAGCAAAGCUCCAUAAGUUUAUUUUGCUAGGCAGAGAGCAUCAGCUGACCUCCUCAGCUAAUCACUGCAGCCUCCUCAUUACUUGUGCUAAUGUGGAAGGGGACAGGGGCUGAAGAAGGGGACAGAGCUGAGGAAGGGGACAGGGGCUGAGUAAGCUCCUCAGUCCCUGUCCCUUUCCUCAGUCCCUGUCCCCUUCCUCAGCCCCUGAGGAGGGGGACAGGGACUGAGGAAGGGGUCUGGAGCUGAGGAGGGGGACAGGGACAGAUCCCCCUUCCUCAGUCCCGGUCCCCCUCCUCAGGGGCUGAGGAAGGGGGGGAGGGGGACAGGGGCUGAGGAAGGGGGCUGGAGCUGGAGCUAAAAAAAAACCCCUCUCUGAGGCUUACCUUGGGCCAGGAAGGAUGGGACAGGAUCUGAAGCCUGCAGUCAGUGGAGUCGGCCGGCCCCUCCAGAUGAUGUCAGGAGGAGGGGGCGUGACUUCCUCUGCUCUUCUCCCAGACUCCUCAGCGGUCCACAGGCAGGGGAUUCGGAUUUGUGCUCCCCACUGCUCUGGCGGCUGCUUGUGCCAGCCCUGGGUCCUGCAGGACUAAUAACGGUAAUGGCGUUCCUGCUGUUUAAAAAGUGCAGGAACGUUGUUCCCAUGCGUUCCUGCAGGAAUAGAGCCCUGGUAUCUUCUCCCUCAGCAUGCAGACACUGAACUUUCCUCAUAGAGAUUCAUUGAUUCAAUUCAUCUCUAUUAGGAGAUGCUGAUUGGCCAGGGCUGUGUUUGACUUGUGCUGGAUCUGCCUCUCACAGUCUCAGCCAAUCCUAUGGGGAAGCAUUGUGAUUGGCUUAGAACAACACUUCUGAUGUUGUCAGCGUGCAGCUUGCUAUUCUAAGGCAAACCGGGACAAAAUCAGCAGCUUCAGGCUUGAAUACAAGUAAGAGUUUACUAUAUUUAGGGAGGCAAGAGGGGGGCAGGGGACUAGAUGGUGGUUUUAACACUAUAGGGUCUGAAAUACAUUGUUUGUGUUCCUGACCCUAUAGUGCUCCUUUAAUUGAUAUGAAGUUGUUAUAGUACCUGCAGAAUUCCUAUAAUUAUAUUCGUUUGAUAUGCAAAAGUAAAUAUUACAAAAAAUAGCUGUGAUUGUAGUUCACAAAUAACCCACUUCAUGGCAGCACUUGUCUACAGCAAGAAAUAGAUAAACUCUGCAGCUAAAAGUACCCAGGUGACUGGGUACUUUGGAUGUUCUGGAUAUUGGGAAUGAUGGCUAACGUCAUCGCUAUGUGCUGCCAACACAGCUUAAUCUGGCAUUAACCAUCAUUGCAAAGUAUAUACACUGUUAAAGGAUCUACAGUAUCGUCAGAGUUUUUCGCUGAUUAGUAGGGACAACACUCACGCAGCCACUCGAUGCACUUCUUGUCGUGGUCCUACAAUCUUGUCUUUGUAUGAAGAUCCUGAAGCCAUCUCAUAUAGAUGCAUUUAGCUAUUGAAUCAUCUUUAUUUAAGUUAUAUGGGGGAGGUCCCAAUAAUCUAAAAAGGUAGAGAAACACUGUUAAUGUUAGAAAGAAAUGUUUGUAUGUCUAGCGUUAGUGGGUUUCAGGCAGAUAAAUGUUGCUCCCAAUUAAGAAUCACGUAAAUGGUAGUGCUCGAGGAUGUUAGUCACGGGAAAUUACCUUCCUUUUCUAUUUCAUAAACACGAACAGCAAUGUCACUGGCAUGGCAAUAAACAUGUCUCAAAAUGUCUGCUUUUAUUUCUUUUCUUUUUUUUUUUUUUUACCAUUUACUCAUUUGUUUUAUUUUUCCAAAUAAUAAAGGAUACAGAAAGAAAAAAGGGGUAGGGGACAUCCAAACGAGAUAAUUUAUCUCUAUACAUAUCUUCAAUAUUGUAACAUAUAGUUCAUCACUUUAUAUAGACAAAAUUCCCAAAACGUAACCUAUCUUAUAUAGCUUGUGUGUCUUAAAAUGUAUAAAGUAAAUUACAAUGAUAAUUGAUACACACAUUCAAAAAUACUUAUUUAACUAACCCUUAUGUUGCCUCCUUUGCUUUAACCAGUGAUAAAAGCAGUUGUCACUCCAAAGGAUAUCACUGUGCCAACCAUGCCUAGUAACGAGGGAGACAUAUUUCCUAGUUUUGGUUACCCAUGCUUUUAUUUCUGAAAUCACAUAUUUAAAAUGCCAGCCUUACUACAGAUGUUGAGUCAAAGAGAGUUGUUCAGUAAACCAGGAUUUAUAGAGCAAUAACAAAGGAAUGGAACAUUUUAGAUGAAAAUACCAAGGUUGGAGAAAUAAGAUGGCCGACCAUAAAACAUUUUUAGGGUUAUUUACCAAGUGAGAAUUUCUGGAGUUCAAAGUGAAUUUUAAGUUUGAAGUGCAAGUAGCCAAACUGGAAGCAUAACUGAUGUGGAGACUUUUUCCAGUUUGCCUACUUUGGCCUGAAAUUAGAAUUUUCAUCAAUUCUCACUUUAAUAAAUAUUCCUCUUUGUACCAUAUUUCAGUGAGAUAGAGAGACAGUCUAUAGCAUUUUCCUUCAUGGACGGUCCAGCGCAGCGCUAUAGAUUUUCAGUACAGAUCGAAUAGUCAGUGACUGAUACACCAGUGCUCAACUGAGGAUAUUUUAAGAGCAUAUACUCUGGAAGGAUAUAAGAGUGCUGGCAUUGACAUAAGAAAUAAUAAUUUGCUCUACUGCCGUGUGAGCCUCUUUCAUGUUGACAAGAAACUUCAGAGGUAAUAAAAAGUUGCCCUUAUAUUUAUUUUUAAAAACCUGUUUAUUGUCACAUUUCUUUUAUUUCUUUGUAUUGCAUGCAAAGCACAGUUUGGCAUCCAGUGCAAAUCAGUUUUGUUCCCUUAUUUGUGAAUGUGCAUUGCCGAAUAUGGCAUCACGGGAAAGAGGUAAUCUGUCUCUACACUGUAUGUUUACCUACACUGUAAUCCACAUCCUUAUAAUAGCUUUAAUGGGGUAUACUGUAAACAGAAUGAUCAAUUUGUCAACAGUUAGAGUUUAUAAAUAUAUAUAAACACUUUUUUAUUGAGGCCAUUGUAGAGUUAGAUAAAGAAAGAAAGAAAACAUUACAUUUUAAUUCAUUGUAAGAUGAAGCUAGUUACAUAGGAUGUCAAAGCCUUAGUUUAACAUUAAAGGACCACUAUAGUGUUUUCCUGACACUAUAGUGCCCUGAGGGUGCCCCCACCCUCAGGGACCCCCUAUCGUGGCGCUGAAGGGGUUAAAAACCCCUUCAGCCACUUACCUUAAUCCAGCACCGGGCUCCCUCGGCGUUGGUGAUCUCUCCUCCCCCGCCGACGUCAGCGGAGCCGAAUGCACAUGCGCGGCAAGUGCUGCGCACGCAUUCAAAGUGUUCAUAUGAAAGCAUUUCUCAAUGCUUUCCUAUGGAUGCUCUGCGCAAUGGAGGCGAAAUGUGCCUCCAGCAUCGCAGAUGCGCCUGUAGUGGCUCUCCGGAAGACAGCCACUAGAGGCUGGAUUAACCCCAAAUGUAAACAUAGUUUCACUGAAACUGCUAUGUUUGCAUCUGAAGGGUUAAAACCUGAGGGACCUGGCACCCAGACCACUUCAUUGAGCUGAAGUGGUCUGGGUGACUAUAGUGUCCCUUUAACAACAUCCCCAAGCACGCCAUGGACAUUAUCACCUCUCCAGGGUCCAAUCCAUUGGUUAAAACUCUUCUGUUGCGAAAAUUAUAUAAAUAUUGAAUUAGUUAAAGAACUGGUUUUCCUGAAAAGCAAUAUUUCAGGCUCUGGAACAGGUGUGGCCAGGCAACUGGCUUAAAUGCCUUAUGUGCUUCAAGACUUCGUAAGAGUAAACGAGAUGACUCAGGAGAGUAUUGAACAGAUGUUUUGCAGCUGUCGCCAUUCUCAUCCAAACAAUUGUUUGAAAUGAAAAUUAUGUGCAAAUUAGCGGAGCCAAGCAGCCAAUUUGAGCAGACGCACGUUUGAUGAGCUCAGGGACGAAACAACACAAAACAGCGGUACAAAAACGUUUUCCACCGCCAAAACAACGCCUAUGCCCACAAUGGGUCGACGGUCCAAAACACCCAGGGCAGACAAACCUGCUGAGGGCAGGAACACCUCCGCCGGGCGCAGGGAGCCUAUGGCCCCAAGAUGGCCGCCGACACGGACGAUAACUCUGACUCCUCCGAGGAGAUACUACAAAGCAGAAGCUGGGCGGAUAUACUACAUCCACCACAGGUCUUGCAGGUCCCGCAGAGCACACAACCAGUGCCUGUGAUGGCGGCUGUGCUGAAGGAUAUGCUAGCCGACCUCCAAAAAACGCUGCAAGCUGACAUGGCCACGAUCCAGACUGACCUUUCAGGCGUGGUAGGAAGACUGACCACCAUGGAGACGGCAUCAGAAAGCCACACAAAGUCACUAAAGACCCUAGAAGCGGAGGUACGGCCCUGAAGAAGCAGCAUGCCACCUUAGAACAACGCUUUGCGCAAACGGAAGAUGCCAGGCGCCACACAAACAUCAGGUUGCGUGGGCUCUCUGAGGAUAUACCUAACGGGGAGCUCCCACACCUUAAAAGAAGGUUGGUGGAGUCCCUCUUACAGCCCAAGCAAGCGAAAAAAAUCACCUUUGAGGGGGUAUUUCGAAUACCGAAGCCGAGAGGAGCCCCAGCACUUGCAUCUAGGGACUUGGUGGUACGCUUCCACUCCCUCAGAGACAAAAUGCUGAUACUAAACGCACUGAGGGGAACCUCACCCUACGUCUUCGAGAACAUGAGGCUCUCAUUUUACGAAGACCUUACCGGGGACACCAUGUUGUGGAGAAAGUCCAUGCAACCCUUCACAAGCCAACUUAGAGCCCUGGACAUCAACUACCGUUGGAGGCCACCGCGGAUACUCCAAAUACAGCGGGGUGACAUGACCUAUUCGGUGCAAACCUUGUAACAAGCGGUUGACCUACUGGACACUCAAGGACACCCAAGAGACUCUCUCUCGCCACCCGCAACGAGGGGGGGCUCCACGAUACAGCACCCGCGUAACCCGACUCGGCCCACGCAGGCAACAGGAACCAAGGCACGAGACAAUAUAGUGGCCCCCACAUGAAGCACGGAACCAGCCUAAUGGGUAUCAGACUGUUACCACCAAACAGUUUAAUCCUCUAAAGGCAGCCGACUCAACGGUGCUUAGCACCAUACUACCUGGUUAAAUGUUUAUGUUUACACUUAGGUUGUUUUCAUUUGGAUCUUAAGAUCCCACAAAGUUUUAAUGUGUACCUUUCUACUUAAUCCUCCUGCUAAGUGGAGUUAGUCCGGGGACAAUCCGGCCCUUAACCCCUGCCUCCGCACCUCAACAACACCCGUGGGAAACGGCAGAGGAGUACUUCAUCACUUGUGCUAGGUGCCUACUGUCACACGUAACUGCACAGCCUAGACUAGAACACCGGAUAGGUCAUGAGCACCCUCUUCUAACUAAUAGCCUCUAAUGCGACACAACGACAUUCUCAGAACGGCCCUACUAAUCUACAUCCCUCAAGUCACUGACACAAUUUGAACUGGUCUACUGGCCUCAUAGCGAGGGCCCCCAAAUUCACAAACCCGAGCAUAGAUGAAGUUGAGCCCCAUCACAGGGGAUACUCCCCUCGCACAUAUGGGUCAAGAUCACACACACGCUGGAACAACCAUGCGAGAUACCCACAGACACUGAGGCACACCAGCCAGACAUCUAUCCUGUGCUAUUUAAAUACUGCUACUAUAGGCUGGAGCUUAGAUGCUUGUUAAAAAUGUAAUAUCUAAAACAUGCGCUCAAUCAUGCCAAUGUGUACGUAUUGGCAAUUGUAUAUGCUGUUGUGGCAAACUGUUGAAAUUCUGUACCCACCCGCACAACGAAAAAUAAAGAAUUUAAUAGAAAAAUAUGUGCAAAUUAUUUUUGUAAUCUGUUUGCUUUGAUCUCCGUUUUUAUAUAUUGAUUUAAUGAUCGGUCUAUGUGAUUCUAGUUAAUCAUGAUUUUUGUUGGGUUUGAGAAACAGAAUGGUUCUAACCACCCCCAUCUCCUCCAUUGAACAAAGUGGUGUUCCUUUAAAGUUUAAAUAUAUUUUGACUUGAAUCUAUCAGGUCCUGGAGCAUUUCAUGUGGGCAGAUUAUAGCUGUUUAACAUUAUGUAAAGUAAUUGCAGAAUUUAGCAUUUCCUGUUGAUCAUACUUAGUCUAGAGAUGCUUUAUGUAAGAGUUCCGCACCCUGGAUGUCAUCAUCCUGGUCUGCCAUGUAAAGCUUUUGAAAGUAAUCUUGGAAGAGGGAGUUUUUGUGGUUAUUACCAUAUAUGCGGGGUCUUAAAGGGUCUGUGAUAGUUGGGAUUUGGCAGUGUUUAGAGGUUUCUCCAUCCAAUUGCUUAAGGAAUUUACCAGAUUUAUUUCCACUGUAAAAUAAUUUCGUUUUUUUCUUGUGGUCUAGUUGUGGCUUAGCUUUUUCUACUGAUAGCAACUCCUGUAGGCCUUUGGUUUCUGUAUAAUGCAUCUAGUUUUUUUUGUUGUUGUUUUUUUUAACUUACAGACUAACAAGAUAAGGUAGUCCUGCAUUAAAAUCUUCAAGGCCCACCAGCACAGCAUGGGAUUCUCCACGUGUUCUAAAUGAUCAUAAACAUUGUUACACCUUGCUGUUUCCAACAUUGCUACAAAGGUGCCAUUGAGUAAAUAAAAAAGGAAUUGCCAAUUCCUCGACUGGAUGGGGGUGUAUUCAGAUAUGAUUAUGUCAGUGGAGAAAAUGAGGAAGUAAUCUAGUGUUAAGGAAAAGAUGUGUGUACUGUCUAACCCAGGGUUGGGAUACCUUCGGCCCUCCAGAAGUUGUGGACUACAUCUCUCUUGAUGCUUUGCCAGCAAUAUGGCUUUAAGAGCAUUAUAGGAGAUGUAGUCCAAAACAUCUGGAGGGCUGAAGAUUCCCCACCCCUGCUCUAACCUGAUGAUCAGUGAUAUGUCCAUUAGAUCGAGGUGUUGAGUCAGCAAGUGUAGCGAAUGUCUGUAAUCUGUUACAGCUGUGGGAGAGAAAUCAGAUUAGUCCAUUGCCGCAUCCAUGACAUUAUUAUGGUCACUUUGUAAGAUGAUGUUUUCUUCCGAGAGGCAAAGCAAAGUUUCCAACAAUUUUCUAUAUAAAAUGGAGCAUUUGAAACAUUUGGAGAAUAAACUGUUACUGUUUGAAUCAAAUUCUUUCUCUUCCACAAAAUGUAAUGUUGAUUUAAAAAAAUACAUAUUUCCUAUAUAAAAAAACAAACUAAUUGACACUUUCAUUUCACCUGUUAUAUAUCUAUAUUUUUUAAGAAGAAAUUUAGCUUUCUGGAGCUAUGGUGAUUUUGCGGGAGGGACUUUGUCCUGGAUUAACAGCUGACAUAAUUGGAGCGCUAAAAACGAACAAUGUGAAAACAGGUAACAUCUGGUUUGUGAACUAAAGUAGUUUGUCAAUUAAAUGUCUUCUCACUAUUAUUAUAUUCUGGAUAUCAGUUUUUAUAGAUGUUUCACUGGUUUUGUCAGUGCACAAAGCUUGGAGUCGGCUUGGAAUAUUCAGCUGUGGACACCAGCAACUUCAAUGUAUAAAGGGACACUUUAGGUACUGUAACUGCCUCAUCUCAUUGGAGUCAUUAAAGUGUCUGGAGUCUUCUAGUGUUGAUACUAUGUUCAGUGUUAAACCAGUUUUAAUGCUAAAUGAGAGUCGACAUCAGCCCAUCCACGAUGUGUUGCCCAUGCUAAUGAUGAAGCAUUAGCCCGAUCAGCAGUGGGUGGCCACGAAUUACUUAAAGUGUCAUCUGACUGCUUUCAGUCUAUCAUAUUCUUUCAUUACUGGUAUGAAUUGGUAUUGCUAAGGAAUAGUGUAGCUUCAGCACUAAAUCUACAGACAGGGCAGGAGUCUCCAGACACUAUAACCAAUUCAAAUAAAAUGAAAUAGGUGUAGCGCAAAAAAAUGCACAUUUAAUGUAAUAAAGGUAAACCCUAACAUUAAAGAUACGAACAAUGCAGUCAUCCAGGCCACUUUAUCUCAGUGACAUGGUCUGAGUUCAGUGGUCUUGUAAUUUUAGCUCUACAAUGGAAUUGGAAAACACAAUACGAAUUUUAAAAACUGCAUUGUCCACCUUGCAGGCUUAAAUCCACUUCUAGUGGCUAUCUUUCUGACAGCCAGAACAGGUGCUUCCACCUCCAGACCAAAGUAAAACUGGCUCUGGGAAUUAAAUGCCAAUAGCAGCAGGUGUGUAUACUCAUUCUGACCGCAGUACUGUCACUUUUGUUGUUUGUUUUUUUAAAGAUAGAAUCAUCUCAUUUAGACUGUUGCAAUUUCAUUAACUUUUCAACUUAAAGGACCACUAUAGUGCCAGGAAAACAUACUCGUUUUCCUGGCACUAUAGUGCCCUGAGGGUGCCCCCACUCUCAGGGUCCCCCUCCCGCCCGGCUCUGGGGAGAGGAAAGGGGUUAAAACUUACCUUUUUCCAGCGCUGGGCGGGGAGCUCUCUGCCUCCUCUCCUCCUCCGAUCCUCCUCCUGGGCUGAAUGCAUACGCUUGACAAGGCUUUCUUGGCGCAUUCAGCCCGUCAUAUAAAGCAUUUGGUGCUUUCCUAUGAAUUCAGCGUCUCUCACUGUGAAAAUCACGGUGAGAAGCACGCAAGCGCCUCUAGUGGCUGCCAAUGAGACAGCCACUAGAGGAUUAGGGGGAAGGCUUAACCCAUUCAUAAACAUAGCAGUUUCUCUGAAACUGCUAUGUUUAUAAAAAAAUGGGUUAACCCUAGAAGGACCUGGCACCCAGACCACUUCAUUAAGCUGAAGUGGUCUGGGUGCCUAGAGUGGUCCUUUAAACAGAUUCUCCAACCAAAAACCCUUCCUAGCCUGCACCCUCAUUAAAACAACAAAAACAUUCUAAAAACUUACCUCCAUUUCAGCGCCGAGACCAAAUUCUUUCUGCUGCCUGAUCUUUCUUUGCUGAUAUUAGGAGGGAGCAUGGUCUGAUGUGAGGACAUGCGCAGCAUGUGGGGUGGGGGCGUGUCACCAUUGGCUCUAUGACGUCAUGAUGUGUGUGCUGAUAUCAGACACCAAAUUUGCACGGAAUUGUUAUUAGCAAGCCUGAAACUCUUGUUUUGUGCAUGCUAAUGACGCUUGGCAGCAGAGCAGAGGCGGUAAUCUCCAUAUGUGCAGUGUUUCACAGUAAAAUUCUGCACAUACAGAUCCCAAACACCAUGACCACUUCAAAUCACUUAAUUGGUCAUAGUGCUGGAUUAACUCUUUUUAAUAAUAAGACGUAAGGACAACGUUUGACAGGCCGAUUUUUGGCAAAUGGUGCAGGUAAAACAAAACGUGUGUACACAAAUCAAAAGUGCAAUUAGUGCAAAUAAGAUGUUAGCAGACAGAAACUUGCCUGAUUUUUGGCAAAUAGCGGAUCCUAAAGCUGCUUCUGCCACUACAUUUUGACAUUUCACAUCAGCCAUCACUUGCCAUUGCUGAUGGCAACAGGCAUUUAAUCAUGACAUGUUUAAUAAAUUCUUGUGGCAUCCAAUUACACAUUCGCUAGAAAGUCUGUGAUGGAUCUCAUUUCUGCAAGAGUACCACUGUGACAUGGGGUCCUUGCAGAUAAAACCACCAAGAGACCAGUUUUGGAUGAUGGGCACGCAUAGGAGGGAGAGCUCAGGUAACUGUCUUGUCUCCUUUCCUUUUUUUCCCAUGCAAUGGACUAGUCUGUAUAAACUGUCAUUAACCAUUGAAAGAUAAGUUGUAUAGGAAACUCCUCUUUUUGAUUUACUACUUUAAGAUGUAACUGUAUUGAAAAUGCUUACAUCAGGGGUGUCCAAUGCCAACCCUCCAACCCAUUGUCUUUUUUUGUUCUUAUUUUAGUGGUUGAUUUAGUUGCUUCUGAUUUAGAAGAAUUGGCCCAGAAAUGUUCUCUGUCAUACAAGGUAAUAUUUAUAUGUGAAUUUACAUUUGAAAUAAUGUAAGCUACAAUCCAAAUACUAUCUUGGAUGUUUUCUUAGCAGACUAACGCAAUAAAUUAAAGAAUGCAAAUGUUUAAAAUGAAAUAAUGCAAAAGACACUCAUCUUUCACACUCCCUCAUUUGCGCAGGUUCUGACUUCUCAAUGAGCUCUGGUACUGUCAUUGCUUUCCAGAGUUUUAUUGGUAUCUGAGCAGUGUGCUGUAGACUAGUCCACAAGUAGCUUCGUUACAUUGGUUUUGCAAGAUACCAGUAAUCUCCAGGUUGCAUGCAUAAAGGCUUCUGAUAGUAGCUACAUUCAUGCUGUUGAUGAAUGAAAUUACUUAUGACUGGGUUUGCAACACAACUUGCAGGUCCCUCAUUAGCAUAGUUGUCUAUAUCUCACAGAAAUUUUUUUAAAUGUAUUUGUUUUUACUAUGUUUUUUUUUUUUUUUUUUUACCGCUUACUGGCAUUGGGGGGAGAAAACAAAAUGUGGAGCUAGGGAUCUAGCUAGUGUGCAGUUAAGUAAUACUAAGAUGUUUUACCAUGAAGAUUGCUUUAAGAGUUUUUCUAAUUUUUAGUGUGCCCUUGGGUCUCUUAGUAUACUUGUUUUUCAUCUCUAAUUUUAUCUUACAUAAUGAUAUUUUAUAACCCUAAGAAGUGUGGACGGCUGAGAUACCCUGCCAGGUGAUUGGUGUAAGUGAAAUACAUAUUGUAUUUAUCCUUUGUUUUUGUUUUGUCUCUGUAGACUUUGGUAGCUGUGAGACGGGUGCUGCUUGCUCGGUACUCGGCAUUUCCCACCAAUGCUGCAGAUUUGUAUGAAGAACUGAAGGGCUCCACUGCCAUCCUUCCUACAGGCAACCAUAAGUAAUUGGUCCUUUUUCACAUUACAAUUAAGAUGUAUAGAAAUGCAGUUCCAGCUUGGGGAAAGCGGUCUGCUUUGAUGUUUACUAGUAUUAAGUUCUUUAAAGGCUUUGAAAAUUAUCUUCCAUUCAAAUUACACCUCAGCUUGUUUAGUGAUGUCCUCUACUCUAAUUUUUAUGAAGCAGUAAAUGCUGAAUAAACAUGUAUUUUUUUGUUUUUAUACUCUUAUACUCUCUUGUCCAUAUUAUGGUAUCACCAAUGUUUCCCUGAAUCAUUAUGCAGGUUGUUAAACGUCUAUGUUGUUAAAUUUCCAUGCGUCUUCGGCUUGCAUACCAUUAUGCACCAACAACAUUGGUGUGGUGUUUGAAAAUGGAAAGCAUCUUGCAGCAAACACGCAAGCAGCAUUAUACACAUGCAUGUCUUUGCUUGUUUAAUUUCUUUAAGGUAUAAUUUUUUUACUUUAUAAACAAUACCAGCAUAUUUUUUACUAUAUGUAAUCUGCAGGCUAGACUUUCUCUUGGAUUCUGGAUUAUACACAGGCGAGGUGACAGAGAUUACCGGAGCAGCUGGCAAUGGAAAGACACAGGUUAGUCUUGGUUAAAGUGCAUUUUAUUUAACCAUUUUGCAGAAAUUUUAGCAGGUGUUUGUCCAAGAAACUAUCCAUGUUUUUGUUAACUUGAAGACUCCUGGUCCUACAACCUGAGAGCAUGCCUCCCAAAAAUGGGGGAUUUAGAUGCAGAAACAUUGUGUAGGCCCAUCAGUCAAGUGGGGCGACCCAGCCUAUCGUCCAUGCUUGUCUGGCUUUCCGGGCUCACUGUUACACAUGAAUUACCCUAAAUUUGAACAGUCCCACCAAACGCUGACAGUUGUGUGAUAUGUAAAAACCAUGUUCCACUUUUGAAAGAAUUACACCAUUCCUAGUUUAGUAAAUUUCUCUAUGAGGGGUUAUGCCCCUUAGUCUCUAUAGGCUGAACAUGUGAGGGCCAUGAAUGCUUUAUGGAAUUUAAGGGAAAAAUCUACAUACAAAAAACACCACUGAAAACCAGUAUGCAAAAAUUAUCCAUGUAAAACAUUUUGCUGCACUAUUUUUUUUUUACAAACAAACAAAAAUCUAUCAAAAGCACAUACACAAUGAACAAACUAUAAAUGCACCUGAUGGAAUUUUUAUAUUGUAUGCUUAUUCUUUAAAAUAACAAGUUACUGUGUAAUAUUUAAAUGUUUUGUAGCUAAUGCAAAAUGCUAAAUGUCCUCAGAUGUUUUAAUUUUUUUCCAUAGUUUUAUGAGUCAAAGAGUCCAUUGGCUUUUUUUCUCAAAGUGUUUGGGUUUGAUGAAAACUGUGGUUCCCAAAGGGAAUCUGAGACCAUCCCUCCUCAACUGCAAAUAUAAUGCAGAAUUCACACUUCAGCAUUACAGCUGCCAAUUCUGCCCAUUCUGUAUGGUUUUGAUAUUCUAAAGAGGUUUCCAAUAUUUACCUUCUCUAGUGUGUUUUCAUUUUUUCAUUCCUGUAUUUUUUUAGAUCCGAGUUGCUAUGUUGAUCUUCUGUUUUAUCUGUUUAGUCAAUUGCACAUAUUGCUUCUUUAUAUUUUUAAUUGAAUUAUCUGACUUUUAUAGUUAAUUGGUGCGUUCUGCUUUUAUUUACAUACAGACGUUUGUUAAUAUUUCCUAUUACCUGCAAUUUUCUUUUUGUAACAUCAGUUUUCCCACAUGCAAGUGGAAAAUGAUUGAAAAGUAACUUUUUGAAGUUCAUGCACAUUACCAAUGUUGUCUGUGUCAGGUGUGCCAUAGCAUUGCAGUCAAUGUGGCGUACGGUCUGAAGCAGAGCGUGCUUUAUAUAGAUACCACAGGAGGACUGACAGCCUCCCGCCUGUUGCAGUUGGUACAGUCCAGGACUGAACAGGAAGCUGAGCAGGUGAGCUUAUCAAGCAAUGCAACUUGGGAAAGAGUAAGUCAUAUUAUGAAUUCUUAUUUCAUGUCUUAAUUGCGUCUUACAGAUAGCAGCUCUACAGAGGAUCGAGAUCAUCCAUGUUUUUGAUGUCUACAAACUGUUAGAUUUACUCCAGGAUCUGAGAUGUAACAUUUCCCAACAGGUAUGAUGAAUAUUGUAAAUGUGGUCAGUGUCCACAAUGUACAGCCAGUUUUAAUAUUUGAUGGGUUUUGGCACCUGGUUGAAAGUAUCUUGAAAAACAAUACAGCAGUUUUUUAAAACAAAGAGGAAUGAAAAAAUAAUGGAUAUCAGGCAGAAACCCCCCCACAAAACAAGGAUCAGUGCAUUAUCAAUAAAAUACAUUUAUACUAGUAGGAAGCUAUAGAACCAAUGGGUAGUUAUUCAGUCAAUAGGCUAAUGACUAAUUUAUCUGAAGAGUACAUAUCUGCUUUGUGUAUAGUUUACAGACCGUUGGUCGAUUGUAUUCAUACAACAUACAAAAUCCAGCGCACUCACUCAUUCACUAAACCACAAUUUCAAGUCUUACAGAAUGUAAUAGUUUUAUUUUAAAAAAUCCAUAAAUGAUUGUCAUCCAAAGUUGGCAGAAUUGAUGUUGUUAUUGUAAAAGUCAUAUUUAUAGUGUAUUGUAUUUUCUGAUUCUCAACUGAGUGGGUCUGGCCAUCCACAUGCACAUCUACAUUAAAGUUGGUUUCCUCCCCUACUAUAUAGGUCAUAGAGUCCAGCUCCUGGAAGCAUUACCAUUGCACUAUUGAUGUUCUAUUAUAGCAUACAUUUGUUGUAGGCUACAAACAAUUAACCUUAGCUGUUCAUUGUUCUGUCACGCUAUUAAGUGCUAUUACAACAUUAACCAAGGGGAACAAAGCAGCAGAGGUAGGUAAAGAAGUUGUUAUUAAUUUUAGAUCUCAUCUAUCAAACCUAUUAUUAAAAUACUAAGUUAUUCAAAGUUCAUUGAAACAAACACACUCACCCCUGAAUGAAGACACUGCAAUCUGUAUGGUAUGAAGGUGUUGUAAGAGACAAAUAAUGGCGUGGUGGAUUUGUCUAAUGUUUUUGUAAUGAGCAUUGAAAGCCAUUUUAAAUUGCACAUUAUUGAUUAGUAUCACUCUCUCUGGAUAAGUGCACUGUAUACGAUGUUAUUCCAUCCCUGUAACCCAUUUUGAGUCAAAUUAAGUUGCAUGCUUUAAUCUUUAUGUGUAUGUAUAUAAUUUUUUUUUUUUUUUUUUAAAGCAACACAUGUCUAAAUCCGGUUUGUUCAUGUUGCUUGCAAAAAUGUUAUGUCUGAUUAAAGUCAGUGUAGUAAACAUUAUCUUGUAUUAACUGUUAGGUACAGUGUAUCAAUUUUUAUUUUAAACAUUAGUCACAUAAAGAAUUAAUUACAUUAUCUGUUUUUCAGCUUUUGAGAUCUGGGGAACCACUUCGACUUGUGAUUAUUGAUUCUGUCUGUGCUGUUAUUUAUCCAAUACUCGGAGGCAAACAGACAGAAGGUAGGUAAGGAUAAAUAUAUUAAAAUAACUGGGUAUGGCUUUAUCUCAAAUCAGUAAAUUAUAUUUUAUCAUAAUCCAUAUAGUGUUAAAGAGUCACUCCAGGCUAAAUCUGACCGGUUUCGUUCUAUUGCUUUGUGUAGAUAAUUUUAGGUUAACAUUUGAUAAACGUUCCAGCAUUUGCAAUAAAUUCCAGACUUUACUUUCAGUUAGCACGGACCAGUCAAGGAAGUCCUCAACCAUUGAGGGUGCUCCAAUAACUUCCUAUGGAACAUUUGAAAUUGAUGAUUUUAUAGCUUCCACAGGUGGCAGAUAUCUAAUAGCUGUGUGUGAGAACUGUGAUUGUCAGCAAAGUCUGAUAUGGUAUAAUUGGGAAGUUCCAAAUGACAGUGAUUUACACUUGAUGUCCCUUUGUUUUAGUUACCUUUUUUAAAUUCUUUCAAAUAUAAAUUUUGUAAAGACAAACAGGGACCAAUUUGAUCAUUGUGUUUGGAUGUGAUGUGUUGCUAAGCUUUAAAUUUCUUUGCUCUCUUCUUUAGGUAUGGCUAUUAUGAUGUAUUUAGCGAAGGAAUUACAGAUGUUGGCACAUGACUUCAAACUAGCUGUUCUAGUGAGUUUACAUUGUAACUGUUUUAAACAUACACUUUUUUUCUUUUUCAAUCAAAUGCUAUUAAAGGAGAACUGUCACGACUCUGGAAUUUAUAUGAUAUAAAAAUUAUAAUUGAUAAUCACCCAUAACUUGAGUUAAUCUUUUUGUCAUGCGAUGCUCAAUAAUUCCUUUUAAAUUAUUGUUUCGAUUUAGAAAAUGGCAUCACAGUUCACUUCAUUGCAGGCACAACUUGAGCACACAUUGCAAAUGAACAGGAGAAAUAGAAACAAAAAUUUUCCUCUUCUCUUUAUGCGUUCUUUAUGCUGAGUGCCUGGUGCAAAGGACAGAAGUUUUAACAAUGGAGGCAUCCAGUUGGAAGAUAAUAAAUAAAAUAGUGUUCAUUGCUACCUGUAAUUUUAUUUUUCACACAUCACAAAUACAUAUUUGUUAAAUAGACAAGUAAACAUAAAAAUGUUGGGAAUGCAGUUCCCUUUGGAAGUGGUCAUGGAGCAAGCAAUCUGUAUGUGGAGCAUGUCUGCUUGAAACGCUGCAUAUACAGAGAUAUUUGCACUUUUGCGCCAUGGCUUAGUUGCACCACCGGCACACGUGACAUAAGCAGACCGAAACUCUGUUGUGGACAGCAUUAUGUUAAAUCAAUGCAAAAAUUAUGUAUUUUGUCAGCACACUGGAAACAGACUUCAGCACUGUGAGCACGCCUACAAGGAGAAGCUUAUAUUUUCCUUAUGUCCAUUCUGAGAUCACUCCCUGCCUACCAAUAUUUUUUUAUUUUUUUUUUAAUGCCCACCCUAGUCCAUCCAACAUUCCCUCCUCCUCUCUGCUCACAGUGUACGUAUGUGCUCUGAGCCUGAUGAUCGGACCAAUCAAAUGCUUCUCAUAGCGAAGAAUUCGAUUGGACCUCAGAGAGGGAAGAAAUUACACAAUGUGACGACGGACAGAAUGUGGAAAGAAUUGAGGAGACCUUUGAGGAAAGUUUUUAUUCUUAUUUUACAGGUUUUUCAAUUAGAAAUAGAGUGAUGCCCAAGGGUAGUUACUAGUGUGCAAUAGUGCAUUACAAAUAACAAAUAAAGUAAUAGUAAAAAAAGGGUUGGAGAACCCUUUAAUUACUAAAUUUCAAAAGUAGCCUUUGCUUUUUUUGUUGUUGGUACGAAAACAAUUUAUUUGGAGCAUUUUCUUACGUAUUUUCGCAAAUCUGCACAUACUAUGCUAUAUUCUCCAAGCUAGUCCUGUCUGUUCUGAAAUAGCAGCUUGACAAGUGAUUGUCUAUAUCUGCUCUUAUUGUGUAGCAUGUUUACUUAGUUUUUUUUAAAUUUAUAUUAUGUGCCUGGCUUUACUGGCAUAUGGUACAUGGAAGAAGGAGCAUCAGGCACUCACAGGGUUCAGAGACAAAGCAGAUAUACUGUAUCAAAAAACAGAGCAGCACAGAAAAGAGAAGGGACCACACUAAUUCCUGGAAAGCGCAGGACUCCAUAUGCUGAGGAUCUGCUGGUCCUACUUCAGUAAGUAUCCUAUGGUUUCAGGAAUUGGGUGCAGUUUAUGCUCUCUUCUGUUUCUUUACUGGCAUAGUCAGAGCAAAACAUGCAGAUGUAACCCUUACAAUACUGUACACCCAAGUGCUUACAUUCUGCAAAUGUACUUGUACUGCAUUUCUCUACAUAUGCCCAAGAGUACCCAGAGCAUCGAGGGGCAAUGAUGCUGACAUUGCCAUGGACACAGAAAUGCUCCAGACAUUCAAGUGUCUUUAACUUAUCUCAACUGCAAUCACUCCUCAUCAGUAAGUGAUGCACUCUUGCAGAAAUUCUUAGUGGAUACUAUGAUCACGUGCUUUCUAGAACUCCAGACUGAGACAGGAAAGUCUGCACAAGCUAAACAGUCUACACUAUUUUGUCAAAAUUCAUAAAGGGUUCUUUAAAAAUACUUGUAUUUGUAAUGGCAACAAACACUAUUAAAGGUUUAUGACUGGUAAUGUUAUGCUUUUAACAUUGUCAGAGACAGCAACAACAACAAAAAAAAUAUAGAAAAUCACCCCAGUGUUUCAGAAUAAGUACUGUUUCAGAACAUCUGGUUGAAGUUGAUGUCUUUUUGUGAUUGUUUUGAAUACAGACAACAAAUCACGUCACUAAAGAUGGAUUUAAUGGCAUCCGGCCAGCCCUGGGUCGUUCUUGGAGCUUUGUCCCCAGCACUCGCAUUUUGUUGGAGAGGCCGGAGCGUAGCUUGGAGAGUGAACAUCGCAUUGCAUCCCUUAUCAAGUCACCACGGCUGGUAAUGUGACUUUUUUUUUUUAAAGUCUUCAGAGAACAGGAAGUUCUAAGUCUGAGCUUAGCCUGAAGGAGGCCAAACUUAGCUUAUGGAAGCUUUUAAGUAGGAGCUUCUGGUUCUCCUAGUUGCAGAGAGGAGGAGAGAAGCGGCACCCAGAAGAUCCCAAGUAAAAAGUCGAAAUGUUAAAAAAACAGUGUGACACAAUGGCUAGGGCACUCCUGGCACCAAAACCACUACAGCACAAUGUAGAUUUUAUGAUGAUCAAAGUAUUCUUUUAAACCAAUGUCAUCAGAAGCAGUAUAAUAGAUGUAGAUAUCGGGAUUGUAGGACACAGACCCAAUAUUAGGACUGUCACACAAGACAGGUAUGAUGGAUAGCCACAGACCUUAUCUGCUUUUUAGUAUGAUAUAGAUGGUGUAAGAGUUCUCUGAGGAUGCCAGUUUAUUUCUUUAUCCAUAUAUUAUUAUUGGUAUUUAUAUAGCGCCAAAUAAUUCCACAGCGCUUUACAAUAUUGUGAAAGGGGGGAGGGGGAAUUUACAAUAAAUUAGAUAAUUACAAAGUGACACAGGAACAAUAAGCCCUGCUCAAACGAGCUUACCGUCUAGAGCAGGCUUCCUCAAACUCCGGCCCUCCAGAUGUUGCUGAACUACAACUCCCAUGAUUCUAUGAAUGAAAUAGGCUGAGAAUCAUGGGAGUUGUAGUUCAGCAACAUCUGAAGGACCAGAGUUUGGGGAAGCCUGGUCUAGAGGAUAUAUGGCACAGCUUUAUUGUUUUCCCCUUUUGCAACUAAUCUUUUUAUAUUCCAGCCUACUAAUCUUCAAGUAGAGGUGCAGGUCGGAUGCUUUGGAACACUGGACGAAAUCAAGCCAGUCUCCGCCUCUGCAUUAUAGUAGCUCACUUUGAACUUUAAAAACUGUAUUCCGUGAUAAAUGUCUACACAGUUAAAUGGAAGUUGAAGCACUACUGGCUUGUACAAUUGAUUGAAAAUACUGCAAAGACUAAAAUAUGGAUUGUGGGUGUUUAUUUUGUAAACCGAUGAGAUGCAAUGUUAAAAUAUGUUUAAUUUUAAAGAAACAUUUUCUGUUUAAUUUGUUACUUACUUAUAUACACUGUGUGUAUCAUUAAAUUUGUAAAACAAUAUUUGUUUUUCUUCUAAGAAGUGUUAAGUAUUGCUUGUUUCUUUCUUCAUUAGCAACUUACUGGGUUUUAUAUUGUCCCACCCAGUAGUAGUAUGGAGCCUGGGAAAUGUGUGGUGCAAGGAAGCACAUAGUAAAAGAGCUGUUCCAACAGCUAUUCCCGUGGGAACAAAAGGAUCAACAAAGCCUUUUAUCUUUCAAAGGUCGAUGAAAUGAGUGCCAUUAAAUUGGAUCAUUAUAAAUGAUAAACCACAGGUCCUACUAGUGAAAGCUAAAUUAAUUUCUCCUAGUUAAUUAAUUUUAUAUUAUGGUUAAUGUUAUUUAGUAAUACUGGAGUGUUCUAAAUUUGUUCUGUUUCACAUCUGACUUUCAGUCUGAUGUCUAGACUAGUCUACACUUGUUUCCAUCGCUUAACUAAACUGACACAAAUUAGCAACCUUAUAAAUUAUGACAAGAUCUACUUUUUACAAAAACUAUUGAAAAUGUAUGUGAUCAAACUAUCACACAAUGAUCAAUAUAAACAUAUUCUAAUAACUGCUAAUUAUCCAAAAAUGGACCAAUUAAAAAUGACCAGUCAAAUGCUGAUCUUAAUUUCUGUGUUUUUUUUUUUUUUCAUUAUAGUUCAGAGUGUGUGAUAAAUAUUGAAAAGAAGGUGAGGUUAAUAAA